ACUUGGUUGAAAUUGGGAUGGGUUUUCCUUAUCUCCCAGAUAUCUUAUCAAAAUGACUUUGACAAUGACUAUUAGUGUCCGUUAUUAGAAAUGUAAUGAUCAGUUUUGACCCGAUCAAAGACUGUUAUGCUGUCUUGGUUCUAUAAAAAUUAUUCAGUAUGGGAGUAUUAGCAGUGUGCAACAGCCGUGUAUUUAAUGGCAAGAGAGCAUCUGGUGUGUGUUUAUUUGUAUCAGAGAGGAUAGACCUUAGCAAAGUAGCGACCCGUAGAGCGUGAUGGUGGGUUUCAAUAAGAAUGAAUCUUUAUCCACUUAUAAAAUUAUGAUAGCCGGCGCGGCAGCAGGUGCGGUGACGAGAGCCUUAUUUCAACCAAUAGAUGUCAUAAAAAUCAAGUUUCAGCUCCAAGUCGAGCCGAUAAAAUUGACUUCGACCAUUUCAAAAUACAAUUCGCUUCUUCAAGCGGUGAAGACAAUACACUAUGAAGAAGGUUUAAAAGGGCUCUGGGCCGGACACAACCCAGGACAAAUACUCUCAAUCAGCUAUGGCAUUGUAAACUUUACAGCAUUUGAAAUUUUAACGAAAUACUUUGGGAAGGAACGGACAGGGUUGUCGCAUUUGUUGUGUGGCACUAUAUCAGGAAUAACUGCUACAGUCGUCUCUUUCCCGUUUGACACGGUCCGGACAAGAUUCGUUGCAGAAGGCCGAAGAUACAACACCACUAAGCAGUACAAAACGAUUUACCACAGUUUAAUAACUAUGGUAAAGCACGAAGGGUUAAGAGCACCUUUCAAAGGGCUUAGCACGAGUUUAAUCCAAGCUGGACCGCUUUCAGGAUUGGUAUUCUUAACGCACAAUUUCGUAUCAAAACUAUUCAUUGAAACCAAGCUUUUAACAACUGGGGCGAGCAAAUUGAAUCUUAGUGGAAACAUGGUUGCCGGUGCGAUGUCUGGCUUUAUUGCCAAAACGCUUGUUUACCCUUUGGACAUGGCUCGGAAACGAUUGCAAAUCCAAGGGUUCCAGCAUGCCAGACAGAAUUUUGGCCUUAACUUUUACUGCAAAGGUCUCUUCAAUUGUAUUAAACUAGUCUUGAAAAAUGAAGGGUUUUUUGCUCUAUUCAAAGGAUGGACUCCGAGUGUCAUCAAGGCAGUAUUGACCACAGCAUCCCAUUUUGUUAUUUAUGAAGAAACCUGUAAAUUACUGUCAUGAUUUUCUGUUAAAAUAAAUUUCAUUUUAAUAGAAA
This is a messenger RNA of Cimex lectularius (bed bug), 1238 nucleotides long. Its product is annotated as mitochondrial thiamine pyrophosphate carrier-like. NCBI's taxonomy places the organism in Eukaryota, Metazoa, Arthropoda, Insecta, Hemiptera, Cimicidae. Gene Ontology annotation, biological process: thiamine pyrophosphate transmembrane transport. The coding region runs from base 275 to 1204 and encodes 309 amino acids. The transcript has 7 exons. Gene Ontology annotation, molecular function: thiamine transmembrane transporter activity. Gene Ontology annotation, cellular component: mitochondrial inner membrane. The record is from RefSeq and is a predicted model, not a curated record.